UUAGCAUACAAACAAAAACUAAUCAGAGACCAUUUAGAGCUUGCAUAUUUGUUCUAUCAGAUCUGGGUGCUUAGCAGUUAGAGUUAGAUUUACAGAGAUGGCUUCGAACCCUGAUGCACCGGCUUAUGGCUCAUCUCUUCCAGCACCAAAUGUUCAAGAAAUAGUAAGGAGUGACCCUUUGCUGGUACCUGAAAGAUACCUUAUUAGGAAUGAAGAAGACUUGCCAAAGUGUGGAGAUCAUAUUAGUCAUCUUUCUUCUGAGGUUCCUAUCAUUGAUUUCUCUCUGCUCUCAAAAGGGCACAAGGAGGAGCUUAAGAAACUUGACCUGGCUUGCAAAGAAUGGGGAUUUUUUCAGAUGGUAAAUCAUGGAGUGGCAACAGAAGUGUUGCAGGCCAUGAAGGAUGCUGCGGCAGAGUUCUUUGAGCUUGAGUUGGAAGAGAAGAAUAAGAUUGCUAUGCCACCAGAUGACAUACAAGGCUACGGGCAUACCCAUGUGGUCUCAGAAAAGCAAAUACUGGACUGGUCUGACUCGCUGAGUCUCUUUGUUUACCCGUCCCGGUAUAGAAAGCUCAAGCUUUGGCCAACCACACCAAAGGAAUUCAAGGAGGUUAUUGAGGUGUAUUCUAGUGAAGUUAAAAAAGUUGGAGAGGAGCUCCUAAGGUCUCUAUCUAUAAUUAUGGGGAUGGAGAGGGACACUCUUCUUGGACUGCAUAAAGAGUUGCUCCAAGCUUUGCGGGUGAACUACUAUCCUCAAUGUUGCAUGCCUGAUAAAGUACUAGGUCUAAGUCCUCACUCGGACAAAAACUCAAUAACAAUACUUUUGCAAGAAGACAAUGCGACCGGGUUACAGAUUCGACAAGCGGGAGAAUGGGUUCCGGUGAAGCCAAUUCCAAAUGCUCUCGUUGUGAAUGUUGGAGAUGCUAUUGAGAUAUGGAGUAAUGGGAAGUACAAGAGCAUUGAACACAGAGCUGUGACAACCGAAAGUAAGGCGAGAUUGUCAUAUGCAUCAUUUCUUUUGCCAAAUGACGAUGUGGAAGUUGAACCAUUUGAUUACAUGGUGGAGUCGACAGGGUCCGUUCGGAUGUACAAGAAAGUUAGAUUUGGAGAUUAUCUGAGGCAAGCGUUUAAGAAGAAAAUCAAUGGGAAGGCACACAUUCAGACGGCGAAGAUUGAAAGUUGAUUAGCAGAUGUUUUAAUUUUCAAAAGCCAGAGGGAAAAGGAGAAAGAAAAAUUAAAACCAAGGCUUCCAUCAUAAUUGAGUUAUAAGUUUCUUAUAUUUUAUACACUAAAGACGUUUAUGUAACUAUACAUGCAUAUGCAUUUGA
Messenger RNA from Prunus dulcis (almond), 1325 nucleotides. RefSeq names its product protein SRG1-like. The transcript has 4 exons. Bases 98 to 1180 code for a protein of 360 amino acids. Lineage: Eukaryota; Viridiplantae; Streptophyta; Magnoliopsida; Rosales; Rosaceae. The record is from RefSeq and is a predicted model, not a curated record.